AUGCAGUUCCACACAAAAGCCGCUCUGCUCAUUAAGCCUAUCAAGCUCGGCAGUAAAGCACCAACCGGAAAAGAAGCCACUCGUCACGCCUACCUCGCCCAACCCCACAGGCACCGCCCCCGCGACGCUCCACUCCUCCCCUCCUAUCGGCGCCGCCCCUGCUCCGCUACAGCCGCGCGCCGCCUCCCGCCCCUGCCUCCACCGUGCACCGCCACCCGCCCCACCUCCAUUUCUCGCCGCAUCACAUCACCGUGCACCGUCAGGGCUCCCUCCUCCAUCGAGCGCCGCCAGGAGGACGACCAACUCCACCGUGCGCUGUGGCCCCCCUCCCCCGACCUCUCCAUGGCGGGCCGCCGGGAGGACUCCCACAUCCACCGGGCGCUGCAGGUUCCCGGCUCCAUAGCGGGCCGCCAGGAGGACGCCCACCUCUGCCGCGAUCAGCAGGCCCCGGCCACCGUGCUGCUUCCCGACGUCCUCAGCGCCGGCCGCCACCCUCUAAUCUCAUGCGCAAGGGUACUUGAUCGAGCAUAUGCUAUAUCUAAGACAUGGAAUGGUGCUCCGGUAAUACUUCGGGGAUUUCAACGCUACACUCAAGAAUGAACAUUGUGUCAUAUGGUGACUACUGCUGGCUAUCUAAGUUCAGGAUCAGGACCAAGAGAUAAACACUGGAGGUACAUGCUUUUACCUCUAGCCAUCUAAGUUCAUAGUCGUGAAGUGCACUUUCGUUUGCUGCGGAAGUCCUCCUUUUGUUCAUGAUUACAAUCGUCCAUUCAUAGUCAUUAAAAUAGAAGUUCACUUGGUUCACAUGAGUAAUUCACUUUGGAAGUUUAUUUCAUCCACGAUUAAAAAUCAUCUUUUGUCUACGUACUUCACACUGCCAUGUUGUUGACAUUAUUAUCAGAUGCUUUCGGCUAGUAUGGAAAAGUAGUAGCUCACAUUAUUAGCAGGGGUAGUUCACUUUCUAUAUUUUGGGAAUUUGCAUAGCCUGUGACAUUUACAGUUAAAAGCAGUAAGCACACAUGUUUAUUUAGUGGGUUAUACAUGUGUUUGUCAGGGGAAACACACGACUACUUCCGUCUGUUAAUUUAAAUGUGUGAUACGUGUUCGUUUCAUUGCAUGCCUGCGUGAGCUCUGCUGUGUUCCUCUCUAGUAGUGAGCUUGAUUAAGUGUUUGUUUUAAUCUCCUCUCUUAGCUAGUAGUUCUAAUGCUUGUGUGGAAGUGCACAUUCAUGUAUGUGAAAGUUCAUUUUUAUAUUACAUGGCCACCCAAAUACCGCCUGGGUGUUGCUCUACACAGCCUCGCUGCUGCCGGUUCGCUUGCUGAUGCGAAUGUGUAUGCUGAUAUGAGCUGAAAGUUCAUUUUUAUAUUACAUGGCCACCCAAAUACCGCCUGGGUGUUGCUCUACACAGCCUCGCUGCUGCCGGUUCGCUUGCUGAUGCGAAUGUGUAUGCUGAUAUGAGCUGAAAAACACUGCUCCUGCCACUGAUGUGAACUAGUGUGCUCAGCUGAACCGUACUGAUCUACUCUACUUUGAUUCCUAUUUCUUGAUGAUAAUUGGAAUACACGUAUGUGUUGUUGCUGUGUGCCUGAUAGAAAAAUUAGAAGUUCAGCUUGGUACAAUGACGUAGGUUAUUUAUCACAAAGAAAUUCACUAGAUGUUCAAAGACAAUUGCUGAGUUAAUUUAUGUUCCACCUCCCAUGCGACAAGCGCCGCUGCAGGAGUUCAUAUGCCCCGCUGAGGUAGUUCAUAUCGCUCUCCGCAGCGAGCAUGUGCAACUCCAUUUUCAGGUAUGUUAACUGCACCUCUUCGGCCGAUUUCGGAGAGUUUGCAGUACCAUCUGUUCCUAUUCUAUUUUCAUGUCCGGUAUUGAUGCCUCUUUGUAAACAAAUAAUAUAGUCAUGCAUGUGGUAUUUUGAGAACUGAUGAAUGGCCAUUUUUGUUAUCGUGCCACACCUCUUAUCUGCCAUUUUUACUAUUUUUCAGUGUUGCCUGCAGGAUGACGUGCAAUUUCAGGGAAUGUAUGAUUUGUGGAAGGCUGUGAAUGGAGUUACCAGUACACGUGGUAAUAACAUAAGUUCACCAUGCCCAUGGACUUCCUAUGAAGCCAUCCCUGGCGUCCAUCCUGUAGCUGCUAUGGACUGCAGAAGUUCACCCCGCAUGGAACGAGAGUCAACCGACAGCAUAAACUUGAUGGAAUCGCUGCCAGCACCUUCAGGGAUGAAGCAUGCGGCAGUCAGUCGUGCCCUCCAAAGAGAUGCGAGGAUGAGACUACUUUUAUAGGAGCUCAGUUGAUUUUUUGAAGUUUAGAUCUUACAGAAGCUGCAGUUAUAUUUCUUAUGCAAAGAAAGUCGCUUCAUAUGACUCGUAGCUGAUCCAUUUUGGUCUGACUGUCCGAGCUGCUAUUUAUUAUUUCAACAAAUUAUUGAUUGAAUAC
This is a messenger RNA of Lolium perenne, 2435 nucleotides long. The record is from RefSeq and is a predicted model, not a curated record. Lineage: Eukaryota; Viridiplantae; Streptophyta; Magnoliopsida; Poales; Poaceae.